UCAAAUGUGGAAGUGUGGCUGUUUGCUGAGACUGUCACCCCCUGUGAUGGAUAUAAUAUUUUGCAGAAAUAGGAAGGAACAACUGGAACCCGUGAGGGCCAAAGUCACAUGCAAGAUUCCAGCAUGGCUGCAGGGAACCCUGCUUCGCGUCGGGCCUGGGAUGCACACAGUGGGGAAGACCGGAUACAACCAUUGGUUUGAUGGCCUGGCCUUGCUCCACAGCUUCAUGAUUGGAGAUGGUGAAGUCUAUUACCAAAGCAAGUACAUGAGAAGUGACACCUAUAAUGUCAGCACUGGGGCGAACAGGAUCAUGAUGCUGGAGUUUGGAACAAUGGCCUAUCUGGACCUCUGCAAAAACAUAUGUUCUAAAGCUUUCUUCUACUUGUCUCAUGCCAUCCCAGACUUCACAGAUAACCGCCUGAUUAACAUCAUGAAGUGUGUAGAAGACUUCUGUGCGACCACAGAGACCAAUUACAUCAGGAAAAUCAACCCACAGACUCUGGGAACCCUGGAGAAGGUGGAUUAUCAUAAAUACAUGGCCGUGAAUCUGGCAACAUCACAUCCUCAUUAUGAUGAGACCAGAAACCUUUUCAACAUGGGCACGUCCAUUAUGGACAAGGGGAAGACAAAAAUCGUGGCAUUUAAGAUCCCUGCUACAGUACCAGGGGACAAGAAGGUGGGGAAGAACCCCCUGAAGCACACAGAAGUUUUCUGCUCCAUCCUCUCCCACUUCCUCCUCUCACUGAGCUACCUCCACAGCUUUGGAGUAACCGUGAACUACAUCAUUUUCCUUGAGCAGCUGUUCAAGUUGGAUAUCCUCAAGAUGACAGCUGUGUACAUGCAGGGAGCCAGCUCUUCCUGCCUGGCUUUCCACAGGGAAGAUAAGACGUACAUCCAUAUUGUGGACCAGAGGACCAGAAAGCCUGUUCUGACCAGGUUUUACACUGACACCAUGGUUGUCUUUCACCACGUCAACACCUAUGAAGAGGAUGGCUGCAUUCUGUUUGACAUCAUAGCCUAUGAAGACAACAGCCCCUACCAACUCUUCUACUUGGUGAACCUGAACCAGGACUUUGAGAAGAACUCUAGGCUCACCUCCACCCCCACGGUCAGGAGGUUCACCGUGCCCUUCCAUGUGGACAAGAAUGCAGAAAUCAGCACAGAUUUAAUCAAGCUGGACUCUACAACAGCAACAGCCCCGAAGGAAAAGGAUGACCAAGUCUACUGCCACCUGGAAUUGCUUUAUGAAGGCUUGGAAUUACCUCGGAUUAAUUAUGCUCACAAUGGGAAGCCAUACCGAUACAUCUUUGCUGUGGAAGUUCAGUGGAGUCCAAUCCCGACCAAGAUACUAAAGUAUGACCUCACCAAGUCGUCCUUAAAAUGGGGAGAGGAGCACUGCUGGCCGGCAGAGCUGUUCAUGCCCACACCAGGCACCCGGGAGGAGAUGACGGAAUUACCUUAUCAGCCAUUGUCUACUGAUUCCCCAAAACCACAUUUUCUGCUUAUCCUAGAUGCCAGAAGUUUCACAGAAUUGGCUCACAUAGCCGUCGAUAUGGAAAUGCACCUGAAUCUGCAUGGUCUAUUCAUUCCAGACACAGACUAGAAAGUGAGAAAGCAGAGGCCUUCCCAGGAACAGCAAGACAGGGCUUCAGACUUAGGUGAUGCCACAGACCUGAGGUAGCUGAGGCUUGUCACCUGGUAUGCAUCCCUCGACUGGCAACAUCCUGUGGGACUCUAAACUUGAUACCUUUCUUGGGCGGAGGGGUGGUCCAUUGUUUCAUUUGUACUUUUUCUUUCUGUGGGUACUUUCAGACAAGGGCGUGAGAGAUAGAGCUUGUCCAUAUCUUUUCUUUCAUUUUCUUUUUAGUCAUGAAAAAACUUGUUUGAAAGUCAAUCAAAUAUUGAUUAACUCCAAGCACUUCGAAGAAAGCCCCUUUUCUUUAUUACAAAGGCCUCCACUAUGAAUCAGAUACUAUAUUAAAUCACUAUUAUCAUCAUUCUUAGAAUGAACAAACACCUUUGAGAGAAGAGACAGAUAAAUAUUUAUCAUUGCUCCUUCUUCCCUAUUUCUCCUUCCUUCCCUCCCUCCUUUCCUUCCUUCAAAUGGACUAAACAGGGCAUCUGUGAAUUCUAGUUUUCCCAGCCAUGCCUUUUUAGAAAGUUAUGUGGCCAGGAAGGCAUGUUGCAUUGUGAUCAUUCUGUGCAAGACAUGGUAUAAUGCAAAUAAUAAAAACUUUAAAGUAAAAAAAAAAAAUUCCAUGUAUAAUAUUUACCAUUAGCAGAGGUGGGGACAGU
Choloepus didactylus (southern two-toed sloth) is the source of this 2295-nucleotide messenger RNA. Its product is annotated as beta,beta-carotene 15,15'-dioxygenase-like. NCBI's taxonomy places the organism in Eukaryota, Metazoa, Chordata, Mammalia, Pilosa, Megalonychidae. The record is from RefSeq and is a predicted model, not a curated record. Gene Ontology annotation, molecular function: carotenoid dioxygenase activity; beta-carotene 15,15'-dioxygenase activity. Gene Ontology annotation, biological process: carotene catabolic process; retinal metabolic process.